CGAGCCGAGCCGAGCCGGGCUCUCCCGCCGCCCGGCCGGCUGUUGACAAGCGGCCGCGGGAGAUAGCGCGCUCGUCCCCAUGUGGCGGACGCUGGCCCUCGCCUCCGCCUUCUUCCCGGGGCUCUUCAUCCUCUGCAUCCGGUUGCUGCGCUGGGCCGCCCCGGGAUGGAGCCUCAAGGACCGCAUCCUCCUCAGCGGCAGGCUGGUGUCAACGGUCCAAGCCACGAUGGCCACGGUGUCGGGGAUCACGGUUGUCCUCAGCUGCAAGAACGUGGUGUAUGACAGGCACUGGCUGGCCGUGGAGUACAUCUGGGUCCUGGUCCCCUACAUGACCUAUGACAUCUACGUCAUGUACCUCUGCCACUGGCACAAGAGCCAGGAGAAGGGCAUCCUGGAGAAGAAGCACUCGCUGGCCAGCGUGUGGAGCUUCCUCCUGCAGGAGCGGCUGAUGGUGACCCACCACCUCUUCAUCCUCAUCGUGCUCACCCCCAUCACCCAGCACUUCAGGGGAGAGCUGGGGGACUUCUUCGUGGGCUGCAUCUUCAUAGCAGAGCUGAGCACGCCUUUUGUAUCACUGGGCAAAAUCCUCAUGCAGCUCAAAAUGCAGGACACGCUCCUGCACAAAGUGAACGGGAUCCUCAUCCUGGUGACCUUCUUCCUGUGCCGCAUCCUCCUCUUCCCCUUCAUGUACGCGGCCUACGGCCGCCAGGUGGGGAUCCCGGCGUACCUGGUGCCGUUCCGCAUCCCCCUGCACUGCAACAUCGCCAACGCCUCCCUCAUCGCCCCCCAGCUCUACUGGUUCCGGCUCAUCUGCCGCAAGGCCGCCCGGCUCUACGGCGGCUCUCCCGCCCACCGGAGCAGAUAAGGGAGCUGAGAACGGAGCUGGCACAGGGGUAGCCCCCGGCCCUUCCCUCGGGGAGCAGCGGGGCUGCCGGAGCUGGAAGCAGCCUCCCGCCCGCAGCGCCGUGCCAGGCAGCACCAGCCUGGCUUAGGAAAGGUUUCCUCCCGCGCCGCUCCAGGGCUUCGCGUCCUCCCGCCGGGGUGGGAGCCGGCCUGGAAGCACGACGUUCCUUCUGGGAUUCGGCUCCGAGGGUUACACGAGAGGGGUUUGUUCCAGCCGCUCCCCCCGGCGCGUCUCCCCAGGGUGACACCGGACACCGGCGUGGAGGAGCCCGCGGCCGGCGCGGGGAUGCCGGAGCGGGCCGGCCCCGGCAGCGGCGAUGGGGAGCCUGUGCCGGACCUGCCGCAGCCCCAGCCUGGCCUGGAGCUGCAGCGCAGCUCUGCAGAGCCGUUCCCGACCUUUACCGACUUCAGCUCUACACUACAGCCCUGUUCGGCCUCUGACCUCCCACGUGCACCUCACCUCCUGCUGCUGGGCUCAAGCUCCACUUCACCCGACGGUGCCUUUCACUACAACUGUCUGACGGUCCUGGGACAUUCCUGUGCUCCCAGCAGGGCUGGAGGGCAGAAGCUCAUGGCACAACAGGGGAACAGUUCCGCUGUCUCAGGGCAGGAUGGGGACAGGAACCUGCCCCGUCCUUGUCUCACCAACACGCAGGGCACCGUGCAGAGCCCUUCCUUGGCAGGGGGUGCAAUUUUCCCCUCUCCUAACCACAGCUGCUUUUAUCUGGCCUGCAUCCCUUCAGCAGGUAUUUAAAACCACCUGGCACGCCCUGCUCUGCUCUGCCCUCCAGCUGGCACCACCACGCCCUGGAAACACCUGUACAGUUGAUCCCUGCAGCCCCAUGCCAGCCCCCGUGAGGCUGCCAGGGACAGAACUGGGGCUGCACAGCAGGAACCAGCGACCCCAGAGCAGGAUGCUGACCCGGUCCUUCACCAGUCCGGCCCAUUUCCUCUUUUAGUCCCAGCAGAAUGGGUACAGGCUCCCCAGCUCACCCUGCACCACAGGGCUCGGGAGCUCUGCGGGUGUGUGCAAUCAGACCACAGCUGAGUUCAUUCCCUGCAGCCAGCACCAGGCAGGGCAGCCACCCCCUCCUGCAGCCUCCCGUGCCUGCUCCGGGGCAGGAACUGCCCUGGCACAGCCCUGGCACAGCCCCCAUGCCCAGAGACCUGUGACCACUCUGUGCCUUUCAUUCUGUCUGAAACCAGCAGCCAAGCUCCGGGAAACCUGGAUCUUUUGGGUGUUGGAUCCCAUCCCAACCACGGCUGCUGUUCUGGAUAGAGUGUAAAAAAACAAAAAGGGCCUCGUCUGACCUGGGGUUGUUGUUGCAGCGACUCCACAGUCACAGUAACCACCGAGACCAGCUGAUGUUACAAACCGCUUGCAACUCCUUACAGAUGUUCUAUCUCACUGUUUUCAUGGCGAAUAGCGUGCCUUAUGUAAGGACAAAAAAAACCCCAGCCAAUGAGGCACCUCAGUUUGCACUAACACUGCCCUAUUUACUAUCAGGAGACCAAUAAAGAUUUCCUCUCUGAGUCACACCA
Messenger RNA from Hirundo rustica (Barn swallow), 2445 nucleotides. It is a transcript of the gene TLCD3A, whose product is annotated as TLC domain containing 3A. Gene Ontology annotation, cellular component: membrane; endoplasmic reticulum. The transcript is spliced from 5 exons. The coding region runs from base 80 to 865 and encodes 261 amino acids. Gene Ontology annotation, biological process: lipid homeostasis. Lineage: Eukaryota; Metazoa; Chordata; Aves; Passeriformes; Hirundinidae. The record is from RefSeq and is a predicted model, not a curated record.